GCCGAAACACAUGUCAGCGUGUGUUGUUGGAUAGCAUAAUAGUCGCUGCCACAGUUGUGUUGGAGCCUAGCAGCGAGUAGCUAGGAACUAGGACAGUAUCUUCAGAGUUACAACUGCCCCUUCCACCUGCUUUCCCGACUUUGGCAGAGAUGACUCUAAAUAAUGAGCAACUUCGACUGGGCAUCAUUUGAUAAACUGAAAGAGUGCAAUGCCUAUAUCGAUAAUGAGCUCCCAGACUACAUUAUGGUGAUGUUGGUGAACAAGAAGACAUUCCAUCAGAUCAGUAACGACCUGCAGCUAUUCCUUGGAGACGACACCUCCAAUUUCAUUGACUGGCUACAGGAGGCGGUGGAUAAUGGAGGCACUGUGCCCGUGAAAACUAAGACAUCCUCAGAACCCAAUGAAAAGGAGGGAGAGCACGCUAGGACAAAGAGUGACUCAAAAACUGACGACGCAGGACGCGAAGAGACCGCCCACAUCUCUGAGGACUCUCCGGGCGAAUCCGGCUCAAAGAGAAGUGGAAGCAAGCAACGAAGCAAGAGCGAAGACGAGCUCGAGCUUCACCCAGCGCUGGAUUGGGAGGAAGAGAGGGAGGGAGGGAGGAGGGGGGAAGGGGGGAGGGGGAAACCCUCUAAGCACAGGGGCGGUGGUGUGUCGGAGGGGAAGUCAGCAAGGAAGGGGAGUGGAGAGGUGAAAGUUGCUAGGGCGACGGAAGGAGAGAGAGAGGAGAGGGAGGAAGGGAAAGAGAGGAAGAAGAGGGGAGAGGGACUGUGGAGGGAGGGGGGAAGGUGGAAGAAGAUAUUGAUGAGUCCAUUGUCAAACCAACUCGCCCCAUCAAAGGUUCUCAUAGCUCGUAAGAAAGGUGAAAGGUCGGCUCCACCCACCUACCUGUCUGGCAGGCGCUACUCUCACAGUGGAAGUGAAGGAGAGGAGGGAGAAGAGGAAGAGGAGGAGUUUGAGAGGGGAAGAGGGAGAGAGGGAGGAAGAAGGGGAGGGCUGUCUAGUGUUGUGAAAUACCGGAAAGGGAGAGGGGGAGGAGGGGAGGGAGGGAGGAGAGGGAGAGGGAGGGUAGAGGAAGAAGGGAGCUGGCCGGAACUUGUGACAGAAAGCGAAAGACAAGAGAAACGCACGGUUGAGUUGGCAGUGAUAACAGCUCUGAGGAAGGUCCUCCCGGGGCAGAAGGAACUGACUGAUCUGAGGCAACUCAUCAACCAACAGAGAGAGAGUCCAAAACCUCCACCGACACCACAGUGCCACCAAGAAACAACAGGAGACGAACACUGGCGUUGUCCUGUAGGACGAACACUGGCGUUGUCCUGUAGGACGAACACUGGCGUUGUCCUGACAGUAUCUGACAGUUUGUCCUGUAGGACACAUUUCGUGGUGACGAUGGACGGACUGGAUGAGGGUUAUAAUGUAGAGCGAGAGGGGGAGGAGCGAGAGGGAGAGGCGGAGGAGGAGCAAAAGGAGGAGAGAGGGAGCUCGCAGAAGACACAAGGAGCAGUGGAAGGUGUACCAGGUCUGAUGCCCAUAUCUCAUACUGCACCCAGACACGUCCUACCUAGAGCUGCUUCUGCUACAGGCUCCACCCUUUGCCCCCCUGCCUUCCCUCCUGCCAUGAUGAAGGUUCCAGCUCCAGUGAAAUCCAUGUGGUCACCUCGGACCAAGUCCCAGUAAAUCAGCUCUCACUUGACCCCUGCCAGCAAGACCUCUCCUACUUCACACACCAGUCAGAGGAAGUUUGCAGUUCCAGAGGAAGACACAACCUCAUAUAAGUCAAUGAACAAACUCCAGUGACCCACUUUGAAUAAUAGGCACUAAUACUAAUUGCGAAGUGGUAUCGUAACUUAUCUCAUUACAUGUUUCUACAAUGUUCGCUUUUUCUUGCCUAUAUAUGAAGUCAUAUAUACUUGUUGUGAAGCAGAAGGUGGUGGUUUUCCACAGUUUGAAUUGAACUGCAUUCACAGACUUUGCAGUUUUCACACAUGCUUCAGGCCUAUGUAUACCUAGUGAGGUAGCUGGUGAAAAA
Molecule: messenger RNA, 2029 nt
Organism: Geodia barretti
Lineage: Eukaryota; Metazoa; Porifera; Demospongiae; Tetractinellida; Geodiidae
Source: the annotation of a GenBank genome assembly